CGGGCGGGGCGAAGGCCUCAGGUCGGGGGAACCAGAAUGGGCGGGGAGGGAACGGAGAUGGCCGAGCCCGGGGAAAGCAGCGAGGCUAGCGGCGAGGUUGGGGAGGAAGCCACGGUGCCAGCCCUCCAGUCCAAUGGAUACCUGGCCGGCAAAAAGCUGGACAACGGCGGCAGCUGCAUGCCUUUGGUGACCGAGAAGGAUGUGGCGGUUGGAAGAAACGCCAUUUCCUUUGCUGAUCUCGAGAAGUAUCCAGAAGCGGAGGCGAUGCUGUCUGACUGUACCGUGGGGGUGAAGCUGACCCCUCGCCUUUCCAAACGGAGGCUGGUGGUGUUGGCCGUGUUCAGCUGCUAUUCGCUAGUAAAUGCCUUCCAGUGGAUCCAGUACAGUAUAUUGACCAGCGUCUUCACUCGCUACUAUAAUGUGACUUCUUCUGAAAUUGACUGGCUCUCCAUAUCGUAUAUGGUGGCAUACGUGCCUCUCAUAUUUCCGGCCACUUGGUUGCUGGACAUCCGUGGCCUCCGUCUCACGGCCUUGCUGGGAUCUGGACUAAAUUGCCUGGGGGCCUGGAUUAAAUGUGCCAGCGUCCAGCCAAAUCUCUAUCUGGUCACUCUGCUGGCUCAGAUUGUGUGUUCUGUAGCCCAGGUCUUCAUUUUGGGCUUGCCCUCCCGCAUUGCUUCUGUUUGGUUUGGACCCAAGGAAGUGUCCACUGCUUGUGCUGUAGCUGUUUUGGGCAAUCAGCUAGGCACAGCAAUUGGCUUUUUAUUGCCUCCAGUUUUAGUUCCAAACACAUAUGAUGACCUGAAUCUUAUCGGACAUAAUAUCAGCAUAAUGUUCUAUGGCACAGCAGGAGUAUCUACUUUCCUGUUUUUAUUAACAGCGGUUGUGUUCAAGGAAAAACCCAAAUAUCCUCCAAGUCAGUCUCAGGCUGUUCUCCUGGAUCCAUCUCCAAAAGAUCACUCCUAUAAACAAUCAAUACUCAAUUUGUUCAGGAACGUUCCUUUUAUUCUUUUGCUGAUAAGCUAUGGAAUUAUGACUGGAGCCUUUUAUUCAGUGUCAACUCUACUAAACCAAAUGAUAUUAACUCACUAUGAGGGAGAAGAGAUAAAUGCAGGUAGGAUUGGCCUCACACUUGUGGUAGCUGGAAUGGUUGGCUCUAUUAUUUGUGGCUUAUGGCUGGAUUAUACCAAGACAUACAAACAGACCACACUAGUUGUAUACAUCCUCUCUUUUGUUGGGAUGGUCAUAUUUACAUUCACUUUGAACUGUGGAAACCUUCUAGUUGUAUUUGUGACAGGUGGAGUACUUGGUUUCUUUAUGACAGGUUAUCUGCCCCUUGGUUUUGAAUUUGCUGUGGAAAUUACAUACCCAGAAUCGGAAGGCACUUCAUCAGGGCUUUUGAAUGCUUCAGCACAGAUAUUUGGGAUCGUCUUUACGUUGAUCCAAGGAAAGCUUACAACAGUUUACAGUCCUCGUGCUGGAAAUAUUUUUCUCUUUGUGUGGAUGUUUAUAGGUAUCAUUUUAACAGCUUUAAUUAAAUCUGAUUUGCGAAGGCACAAUAUAAAUUCAGGGAUUGUAACUGUGGACAUUACAUCUAUACCCAUUGACAGUCCUAUUGAAGAUGAAAAUAAAACAUCAAAAAACAAGACAGAAUCAAACAUGAAAAAUGAAAAAACACUACAAUUGGCAGCUGUGUUAUAAUAAAAGAAACUUAAUGGACAAUCACAAGAACUAUGAGCCUAAAAAUUGUGCUGAAUGGCAGCAGUUAGCAGUGAUUGUACAACUAGAUAAAGAUUUGUAUGCACUUAAUGAACAUAUUUUCACUUUAAAAUUGUAAUUUUCAACAAUUGUUUUUUCAGUGAUAAAAUUCCCAGAAUAUUCCAUUUUUUAUUUGGAAGUUGUGCACUUUCAUAAAACAUAUUAUGCUGUAAGUGAUAAAUUAGAAUCUCUUUUUUCAAAAUCUGUGCCACUAGCUAAUCCACACUUGGAAUUCUCAUAUAGAAUGUGAGCUGUGAGUAGUUUGAUAUCAAUUAAAACUUGGUUUUUAUUUGAAAUAUUCAAAAUUGCCCUUCCUAUAGGAGGGCACUGUCUUUAGCACAAUAGACAGUAUAAGAAAUUCAUAUUUUUGGAUGCGUUAUACUGUAAAUCCUGGAUUUUGCCAUUUUUUUUGGCUUUGAAAGAACUGUGGCUUAUGAAAUCUUUUUGUUAUGAAAUACAAAUGAGUGAAUGGUAAGCUCCCAAUUUCCAAGAAGUAUUUUAUAUUCUAAGUUAUUGAAGACGAAGGCCUUCUGAAUUUUUGAUCACAGAACAAGAUAUUCAUGGUUCCUUAAUUUUUUUUACAUUCUGAAAAUGAACAUCUUUUUGUAUUACAUGAAUCACAAGAAAGUAUUGCCAUAUCAUACAGAGGCAUGUCAUAUGCAUGUUAUUGUGUUCUUUACAUCACUUUGUGAAUUUGUGAAAAGUAAAUGUAGAAGAAAACUUCUGGCAAAUAAAAUAUAAUAAAAUAAGACAGAGCUCACAAUGGACUCUAUACGAUUUCAUUAGUUAGGAAUGUGUGUAGAUUUAAAAUAACUCUACUACUUAACAAAAAGAUUUACAUGAUAUGGAAAAUUGACAUGUUUUCAGCCUAUUAGUUUGACAGAAAUAUGACAAUAUUUUGUGUACACUUAAGAAGAAUUACUGUAUGUUUCAUAAAUGUUUUCAUGUCCUUUGGCUUACCUGGAAGUAAAUCAAGAUAAACCUUCAGAUCUUUUUCACCUUUAGAAGAAGGGUGAAAGUAAAUGGCUUGCUGCUUUGCUGAGUCCUCUUGUCCUGAUGUUCUUAUUUUACAAAUGAGUAAGUAUGGUAAUAAGUCUUCAUUUUCACACAAGGAAUAAAUGUUGCUUCAAGGCUAACAUAGUAUACAUACAUCUGUGCCUAAUAAUUUAUGAGGAAAUCAAAUCACAUUUCUAUCCCAGUUAUCAGAAAAAAAACUAAGUCUACCUUUCUUUAAAGUUUAUAGGAUGUAAAGAUACUUAAAUUUUGCUAGAUCAUACCAAUAUUUGCAACAAUUAGUAUUUAUCAAAAUGGCCAACAUAUGAUGGCUUUAGAAGUAUUUACUGAAAUAACGGUGGCAUUAGAAGUUACUGUUCUUUUCUGCAUUCUUCUUUAGUGAGACAAUUGGAACAAUUAUCCCAAACUCCUAAAUAACUAUUUUGUUCAGCAAUCUGCUUUUUUUAUCUUUUUGAAUGUUGUAUUUAAAGAUAACAUUAUUUUAGGUAUUGAACAAAUGAAAUGUAUGAAGAGUACAU
Molecule: messenger RNA, 3287 nt
Organism: Notechis scutatus (mainland tiger snake)
Lineage: Eukaryota; Metazoa; Chordata; Lepidosauria; Squamata; Elapidae
Gene: FLVCR1
Product: FLVCR choline and heme transporter 1
Biological process (GO): transmembrane transport; heme export; mitochondrial transport
Cellular component (GO): mitochondrion; membrane
Molecular function (GO): heme binding; heme transmembrane transporter activity
Source: RefSeq, a predicted model, not a curated record